AUGAAGUCGAAUAUGGGGAAGACAGCGUUGCUGCUGGUGUCGUCGCUGGCACUCUCACUCCAGGCUACCACGAAUGACGAUCCAUGUGCCGUCGUAGCAUCAGAGUUCGCAAAGUCACAAGGCGCCGAUGCCAUCGACGCCAACUUGGCCCAAUCCUGCCUCACGGCCAUCCCACUGCACAAAGACGACGCCCUCGACACCGUCGCCCAGCUCCGCCUCUUCCUCCAGUUCUACUCGGCCCAAACAUACUUCGCGCACCCGCCCACGCCGCAGCUCGAGCUCACGGCCGUGGACCUGAACGCCACGCUCGAGGCCAUGGAGGCGAACAUCACCUCGGGCGCCUACGAGAACAACUACGCCUUCGACAAGGCCAUCCACAACCUGUUUGGGCUCUACCGCGACGGCCACGUCGUCUACGAGUCUGCGUGCUACAUGCCCUUCAUGUUUGAGAACGGCCACCCAAUCGUGUCCGUCGCAAACACAUCCACCGAGAUGCCGUCGAUCCACCACCUCGAGGUCUUCUCCGACGGCUUCACCGUCGGUGAGAAGGUGGACAAGAUCAACGGCAUGGACGCAAAGGACUACCUCAUGAAGAUGGCAAACGAGCAUCCAGAGCCCUACUGGGUCGACCCCGACGCACGCUACAACCAGCUCCUCGUCGGCACGUCCAACGGCCAGACCACGAAGGGCCUCUUCGCCGCACGCAGCGUCUACACCGAAGAGACACUCACCCUCACCUACGCCAACGGCACCAGCGCCGAGCUGACAUGGUCGGCCUCCCUGCGCGGCUCGCUCGACGCCAGCUCCUGGGACUCCACAGACUCGUUCUACACGAACGUGUGCCGGCGCUCCAAGGACGAGAUCGAGAAGGUAUACGCAGAUAUGCAGAACACCGAGCUGACGCAGAACACAAUGCCCUCCGGGCUCUCCAUCCGCGACGACUCUGUCAAGAACAAGCCGCGCAGCGAGCUCCCGGCCAGUGUGGCAGGGCUAGUCCGCCGCGGGGAUGCCGUCCCGACGCCGGCGCUGCAGAUGGUCAACGGCGAGAUCAUGCUCUACGUGAUGAACGACCAGGUCGGCGUGCUCGUCAUCAACACGUUCACGCCCAUGAACGGUGGGUCUGAGGAUGGGUUCGUGCACGAGUUCUCGGGCAACAUCACGGCGGCCAUCGAGCACCUCAGCUCCAAGAACAUCAAGCGCAUCGUCAUCGAUGUGUCUGGCAACGGCGGCGGGUUCGUGCGGCUAGGGCGUGACGCCGUGCGCCAGUUCUUCCCCGGAGAGUCGACGUACUUUGCCAGUAACAUGCGGUGGAACCCGGCGCUGGCGACGAUGAUGCUGGACGGGAGCGACACGAAUGCCACGUAUUGGGAUCUGGGGCAGUAUAAGAAGGCGAGUGAUAAUAGCGACUUUAAGGACUGGAACGAGUUCUUGGGGCCCGUGAGUCGCGAUGGGGACUAUUUUACGGUCAUUGCCGUUGAUGAUACGGUUGAGGUUGAGGCAGAGGAUAAUGAGCCGCUGCCGCCUGUGUAUAAGGGCCCGCAGCCGUUUGCAGAUGAGGAUAUCAUUCUUCUCUCAUCCGGCAUGUGCGGUAGCACCUGCGCCGUCUUCUCCGAGGCCUUCGAAAACCACGGCGUCAAAACCGUCACCAUGGGCGGCCGCCCACUCGCAAAGACCAUGCAGACCGUCGGCGGUAUCAAGGGCUCGCAAGUCCUCACCUUCGACGACAUCGCCGGCUGGGCGUGGGGCCUGCUCGGUGACAAGGUCACUACCUUCGACUACAUCCCCGCCGUCUUCACCGUAAACACCUUCGGGACCGCAUCCGUCAACCUACGCAACUCAUGGCGCAAGGCCGACCAGGACCGCCCCAUCGAGUUCCUGUACACCCCGUCCAUGUACCGUCUCAUGUACACAGAUGAAAUGGUGGUCAACGUCACGGCCAAGUGGGAGGCCGCCGCGGACGCGGUCUGGGGCGACAACCAGGACUUUUACGAUGCAAAUAGCGUGAGCGGCUAUGCGGACCGCAGUGGCAAGGAUGCCGGCGGCGGAAAGUUCGGGCGGUUUAAGAACCUGGGACACCUCAUUUGGAGUAAGGUUAAUGGGAAUGAUGAGUUGUGA
Molecule: messenger RNA, 2115 nt
Organism: Morchella importuna
Lineage: Eukaryota; Fungi; Ascomycota; Pezizomycetes; Pezizales; Morchellaceae
Exons: 4
Coding region: 1-2115 (704 amino acids)
Biological process (GO): proteolysis
Molecular function (GO): serine-type peptidase activity
Source: RefSeq, a predicted model, not a curated record